Molecule: messenger RNA, 626 nt
Organism: Ooceraea biroi (clonal raider ant)
Lineage: Eukaryota; Metazoa; Arthropoda; Insecta; Hymenoptera; Formicidae
Source: RefSeq, a predicted model, not a curated record
AAUUGGGAGGGAGUCCGCUGAACGGAAUGGAUUCUUAUGGAUGGACGCCAUUUGUAAUUAUCUACCUUAGUUUGUUACCUAUUACCGAGCUAAACAGAGUGAAAAGUGAAAGUGACGAAAAGAUACCGGUAGCUUUAUAUAUGAAAUGGCUUGUUGGAUACGUGGAUGUACUACCAAAGGAGGGAAAAAAGAUGCUUCAAGAAAAAAGUCUUUUUACAGCUCACACGGAGAAAAUGUUCAAUAAUUGGCGUGACAAUGGGAUUGCUGAAAGAGGCAUCAACGAAUUCAGCAAAAAAAGUCGUAUUUGUGAGUUGCAUUUUGAGAAAAAUGAUAUUCUGCGAGAAGAUAUUUUUCAUAUGGCAGAUGGUGCAACUAUUACGGUGCAACGUAAGGUACCGAAAUUGAAAGAAGAUGCUGUUCCAUCUAUUUUUCCAUCCAUUACGUAUCGUUACGAAUCCUAUUAACAAGGAGAAACGGGAAGAACCGCAGAAUGAAGGAACGACUCAGUUAAAGAGUACAAUUAACCAUUCCGUUUCCGUGCUACCUACAUGUGAAGCAGAUGUCAAUCCUAUUAAAACGUUAUAACACGAUGCACGCAAUAAAAGACUUCUUUUUAACCCUCUCUA